AUGCCUCACCACGAGGAAAAGAAAGAUAAAAACGAUGAGAAAGCACCAGUAGAUCUAAGAACUCGAACAGGUGGGGCUUAUAUACCCCCUGCUAAAUUGAAGUUGUUGCAAGACCAGAUUGCUGAUAAAGGCAGCGAACAGUAUCAAAGAAUAAAUUGGGAAAGGCUGAAGAAGAAGAUUCAUCGUCAGGUCAAUAUCGUCAAUACAGCGAAUCUUAUUCCAGUUGUGCGUGAUCUUUUGCAGGAGAAUGUUAUUCGUGGAAAAGGUUUACUGGCACGAGCAAUAAUCCAAGCUCAGGCUUUUUCUCCAGCCUAUACUAAUGUAUAUGCUGCGCUAGUGGCUGUUAUUAAUAGCAAAUUCCCGGAAAUAGGAGAGCUAAUUCUGAAGCGUCUUGUAAAUCAGUUUAGUCGAAGUUAUCAACGAAAUGAUAAAGCGACAGUUGUAACGAUUCUGAAGUUUUUAGCACACCUUGUCAACCAGCAAGUGGUUCACGAGGUACUGGCGCUUGAAUUGGUAGUGUUAAUGUUAGGCAACCCUACUGAAGAUUCUGUUGAAGUCACAGUGGCGUUUUUAAAAGAAUGUGGUGCAAGGUUGAAAGAUGUUUCCCCACGCGGACUGAAUUCCGUUUUUGAUCAGCUGAGAAGUCUUCUCACUGAUUCUGAAAUCGGUAAACGAGUACAGUUUAUGAUUGAAGUCCUCUAUACAGUUCGCCGAGAUAAUUUCACGGGCUAUCCUUCAGUGAUAGAGGAGCUGGAUUUGAUUGACGAGGAGGACCAGAUAACUCAUGAGAUAGGGCUUCUGGAUCAGGUGGAUCCUGAAAGAGAACUUGACGUAUUCAAGUACGAUCCCGAAUUUGAGAAAAAUGAGGCGCAGUAUGACGAAAUCCGUCAAGAAUUGAUUGGAGAUCCAUUAGAAUCAUCUGAUGAGGAAAGUGAGGGUGAAGGAGAAGAACAGAGUGAGGAAGAAAACGAAAAAGGUCAACAAGAUACGCUAACAAUAAUUGACAACACUGAACAAAACUUAGUUGCUUUUCGAAGAAAUGUCUAUUUAACGAUUCAGUCAUCCUUAGACUUCCAAGAAGCAGCCCAUAAGCUUUUAAAAAUUGAUUUGAAACCAGGAGAAGAUGUUGAACUCUGCAAUAUGAUCGUAGAUUGCUGUGCUCAACAAAGAACCUAUGAAAAUUUUUACGGGCUUUUGGCUGAACGAUUCUGUCGUCUUCGUAAAGAGUUCCAGGAUGCUUUUGAAAGGAUUGCACGUGACACAUAUAACACGAUUCACCGUUUUGAGAUUACUAAGUUAAGAAACAUGGCAAGGCUCGUUGCCCAUUUACUGUCGUCAGAUGCAAUUUCAUGGAACGUACUUGAAGAAAUUUCUUUGAACGAAGACGAUACGACGUCAGCUGGUCGCAUAUACAUAAAAAUCCUUUUCCAAGAAAUAGCCGAAUUUGAGGGUGUUGAAAAACUUAUGGAACGUAUUCGGGACCCGACAAUGCAGAUUGCUUUUGACAAGAUAUUUCCGCGCGACAAUCCUAAUCAUACGCGUUUUUCUAUCAACUUUUUCACUUCGAUCGGUUUAGGAUACUUAACUAUGGAUUUGAGAAACCACUUAAAGCAGCGAACUCAGAAGGAAAUAAAUGACCUUUCAAGUUCUUCAUCUUCUUCAUCUAGCUCCAGCUCAGACUCCGAAUCCUCCAGUUUAGGGUCAAGUUCUUCUGAUACUAGUGAUUCGUCAGACAGUGACAGUGAUAGCGACGAAGACGAGGAAGAUACACGCAAGAGGAAGAAGGAUGAUGAUAGGAGUAAAAACAGAAAUGAAAUUCAAAAAAAGAAGAAGACUGAUGACGGUAUGAGAGGUAAAGAAGAUGCUCAUCGAAGGCGGAGAGAAGAUGAUCUUGAUAAAAAAAAGAAUGGUGAUCAUAGGAAAAGGAAGAAUGGCGACAGAGAUGUAGGCAGGAGAGAUGGCGUUAAGGGUGAAAGGGAUCGUGAGAGUCACAAAAAAAGAGCUGAUCGCAGCGAAGACGAGAGAGAUAGGAAGAACGGUGAUGAUAGGCGGCGAGUAAGGGCUGACGACAAGAAGAGGGGUAGGGAUUAUGACCACCAUAAGAGAAGAGUAAAGGAUGAUGAACAUAGGAGGAAAAGGGCAAGGAGUGGUGAUGGGCGAGAUGAGAAGUCGCGUACUGCGAAAGGAUUAUAG
Molecule: messenger RNA, 2193 nt
Organism: Enterobius vermicularis (human pinworm)
Lineage: Eukaryota; Metazoa; Nematoda; Chromadorea; Rhabditida; Oxyuridae
Source: the annotation of a GenBank genome assembly